Messenger RNA from Phragmites australis (common reed), 1389 nucleotides. RefSeq names its product aluminum-activated malate transporter 10-like. Gene Ontology annotation, biological process: malate transport. Gene Ontology annotation, cellular component: plant-type vacuole membrane. The record is from RefSeq and is a predicted model, not a curated record. Bases 1 to 1389 code for a protein of 462 amino acids. NCBI's taxonomy places the organism in Eukaryota, Viridiplantae, Streptophyta, Magnoliopsida, Poales, Poaceae. The transcript has 3 exons.
AUGGAGAUGGCCGCGGCAAAGGGCGCGCAGAACGGCCGUAGUGCCCCGGAGUGGCGGGUGACGGUGCCGGAGGGCGCGUCGGCGAUGGGGGAGCACGAAGCCGGCCGGGCUGCAAGGGCGUGGGCGUGGCUGGUUUCUUGCGUGCUCACGUUCAGGGACAAGGUGCUUGGUUUCGCGAGGAGGGUCUGGAAGAUCGGUGCCGACGACCCCAGGAGGGCGGUGCACGGCCUCAAGGUGGGCCUCGCCCUCGUGCUGGUCUCCGUGUUCUACUACACCAGGCCCCUUUACGACGGCGUCGGCGGCGCGGCCAUGUGGGCCGUCCUGACGGUCGUCGUCGUCUUCGAGUACACCGUUGGUGGCUGUGUGUACAAGGGGUUCAACCGAGCCUUCGCGACGGCCAGCGCCGGUGUGGUCGCGCUUGGCGUGCACUGGAUAGCCAGCAAGUCUGGAGACAAGUUCGAGCCGUUCAUUUGCAGCGGCUCAGUUUUUCUGCUUGCUGCGAUGGCGACGUUCUCGCGGUUCAUCCCGACGGUGAAGGCGCGGUUCGACUACGGCGUGACCAUUUUCAUCCUGACCUACAGCCUAGUGGCGGUGUCGGGUUACCGCGUGGGCGCGCUGCUGGCGAUGGCGCAACAGCGGAUAUCGACCGUCUCCAUCGGCAUCUUCAUCUGCCUCGCCGUCUGCGUGCUCAUCUGCCCCGUGUGGGCCGGGCAGGAGCUGCACCGCGCCACCGUGCACAACAUGGAGAAGCUCGCUGGCGCCGUGGAGGCCUGCGUCGAGGACUACUUCGCCGCCGCGGAGGUGAACAACAGGCAGCCGUCCGCCAAGGCGGACGGGUACAAGUGCGUGCUCAACUCCAAGGCGUCCGAGGAUGCGCAAGGCAACCUAGCGCGGUGGGAGCCCGCGCACGGCAAGUUCGGCUUCCGCCACCCGUACGGCCAGUACAGGAACGUCGGCGCGGCCAUGCGCCAUUGCGCCUACUGCGUGGAGGCCCUGAGCGGCUGCAUCCGCUCGGCCGAGACCCAGGCGCCCGCGCACGCCAAGCGGCACCUCGCCGACGCGUGCACGAGGGUGGCGGCGCAGUGCGCGAGGGUGCUCAGGGAGGCGUCGAGCUCCGUCAGCACAAUGACGACGUCGCGGAGCCUGGACUUAGCCGUGGCGGAGACGAAGACCGCCGUGCAGGAGGUCCAGGCCAACCUGAGGGCGCUUCCGGCCAAUCUGCUGAUGGACGCGGCGCAGCUGUUCACGGUCACCUCGCUGCUGAUAAACGUGUCCACGAGGGUCGAGGGCGUCGUGGACGCCGUCGACACGCUGGCAAGCCUCGCGGCCUUCAAGGCAGCAGAUGACGAAAAGCCUGCAGAGUCCGGGACUAAGGUGUGCAACCCGUGA